Molecule: messenger RNA, 1665 nt
Organism: Dovyalis caffra
Lineage: Eukaryota; Viridiplantae; Streptophyta; Magnoliopsida; Malpighiales; Salicaceae
Source: the annotation of a GenBank genome assembly
AUGGCAUCAGAGCAGGCAAGGAGAGAUCAUAACAAAACCAGUGAGAAAGAAAUUUCUGUGGAGAGAGAAAGAGUCCCAAAAAUGGCAAGCCAUUUUGAGUCUUUGACAGAGAAACCAGCAGAUACAGUUGUCUUUGUUGGUGCCGAACGAAACGUGGGUACAGAAGGUGGCAAUGAAAUGGGAGCCCAAUCUCUUGCUGAUAAAGUGAGAACUGGGGCAGAUGUUUCUAUUGAUAAAGAAAGGGAAAGAAGAGAAGAAGAACAAGAGAGGAAGGCAAGAGAGGGUUAUUCUGCUGGCAAAUUUGAAGUGAAAGGUGAAGAAGAGAGAGGUGGCGGAAAAGAAAAGGGUGGUGAUCAAAACAAAGAGCAACAGCUUUCUCUGGAUGAAAUUUCAAAGUUAAGAGGAACAGCACAACAGAAUUCAAUGCAGGCUUUAAAGGCAGCUGAAGAAAGACAUGUGAGAGCGAAAGAGAAGGCAGGCCAAGUUGUGGGUUCGGCAACUGAGACUGUGAAAGAGAAGGUUCCUCAAGCAAAAGACACUGUUGCAGAGAAGACUACGCAAGCCAAAGACACUGCUGCAGAGAAGGCUGCACAAGCAAAAGAAACUGCUGCAGAGAAGGCUGGACAGGCAAAAGACAUUAUCUCAGAGAAGGCCACACAAGCCAAAGACACUGCUGCAGAGAAGGCCACACAAGCCAGAGACAUUUCUGCACAGAAGGGUGCGCAAGCAAAAGAUACUGUUCUUGGAGGGGCUCAAAAAUCCACACAGUAUGUUGCAGAGAAGGGAACACAAGCAAAGGACACUGCAGUUGAAGGGGGUCGAAAAACUACUCAGUUCAUAGCAGAGAAGGGAGCGCAAGCAAAGGACACUGUCUUUGAGGGGACUCAAAAAACUACCCAUUAUAUUGCAGAGAAGGGAGCACAGGCAAAGGACACCCUAGUUGAAGGGGCUAAGAAAACUUCAGAGUAUGUUGUAGAGAAAGGCAAAGGGGCCAAGGAUUAUACAGUGGAGAAGGCCGUAGCAGCUAAAGAUGUGACUGUGGAAAGUGGCAAAGGGGCUGCUCAUUAUGUAGAGAAAGUGGCUGUGGAUGUGAAAGACAAGGCUGCCGCCGCUGGAUGGACUGCUGCUCAUUUCACAACUGAGAAAGCAGUGGAGGGUACUAAAGCAGCCGCGAGGGCAGUAGAGUAUGCUGGCCAGAAGACUACAGAGCUUGCAGGCAAGCCGUUGGGUGCUGCUAAACAGACUGCGGCGGAAACUGGUGAGAGUAUGAUGGAGUACACAGCUAGGAAGAAAGAGGAGGCUGAGAGAGAACUUGAGGCCCGAAAAACAGCUGAACGACAGAGGAGUUUCCAGGGAGGAGAAUACAAAGAAGAAUCACAAGUUCAUGCAACAGGAGAUCAAGGACCAGAAGAAACGAGCAUCGCUAAAAAAAUCAGCGAGAAAGCGUCCCCAGAAGACGGUGAUGAACGACAACAACAGAAUUGGCAGCAGCAGCAACAGCGACAAGAGGAAAGCAGUAUACUGGGCGCCAUUGGCGAAACUAUAGUGGAGAUUGCUCAAGCAACCAAAGAUCUUGCUAUUGGGCAACACCUACCUGGAGCAGGGAAGAAUGCAGGCGGAUAUGAGGCAAGCCACUUUGAACAUGGAAAACAAGAACAACAUUAA